Messenger RNA from Pieris macdunnoughi, 342 nucleotides. Lineage: Eukaryota; Metazoa; Arthropoda; Insecta; Lepidoptera; Pieridae. The record is from the annotation of a GenBank genome assembly.
AUGCAGCCCACCACAAUGAUUGUUCUGGCUUGCCUAGUGGCAGUAGUAGCAGCGAACACACAAUACCAGUACCCCAUCGAAGAUUCCGCUAACUUACAGGAAGGCCAAGUCUAUGAAUCAAUCAACGACACACCAGUUCACGAAAACAGUCCAAGAACGAAGCGAGGUUUACUUCUUUUAAAGAAGAAACUCCUACUUGGAGCCCUUGGACUAAAAGCAGCGAAGGUGGGCGCUGUAGGUGCUGGAGUAGCUGGUGCCAUCGCACUUAAAAAGCAGUCAGUACACUCACAACGUCAAUAUUAUCACGGCCACUCUCCAUCAGUCGUUGAAGUUCAUAGGUAA